AGAAAAAAAUAUUCAUACAAACAUAAUUAGAUGAAUUAUUCAUGAUCAAUUAAUUUGAAUCUUGUGGUGGCAAAAAUAAUGGCAGUAAGAAAGGACAACACAUUCUUGCUCUUAACUGAAGCAGUGCUCAAUGGAGAAGAGAAAGUAGCUGAGACGCUCCUGGAAGAGUUUCUUUCUCAAAACUCAAUUGAUGCUUCUGUUAGUGAUGAAGAUGGCACAAGUCUCCUUCACUUAGCAGCUAACUCGAGCCCCAGGAUAGCCUCUAUACUCAUUUCAGCUGGUGCAGACAUCAAUUCCCGUACUCUUACUGAUGGCUAUACUCCAUUACAUGUAGCAGCAAUGAAUGGGUCUGCUGAUGGAGUGAGAGUAUUGUUAGCAGAAGGUGCUGAUCCUACCAUCAUUGACACUGAAUGCAUGACUCCUGCUGAUUAUGCAAUGGAGGAAGGACACUAUGAUAUACUAGCAAUGCUAAAUGGAAUAGGAGAUAAAGAGAGAGAAGAAGUGAGCGUAUGCGAGACGUUUGUAAAAAUAGUAAUGGGAUCUGCUAGUAAAAACUUUGAGGAUAGUAACGGAACAAUUUCUAGUGGCAUUGAUCAAGACAGCACUUUACCAUUUGACAUUAGUCUUUUAGUAUCCAAUAUUGAAGAUAGCGGCACACCUGCUGAUGACUUAUUUUCAUUGCCAACUGCUAACAAAGCGAAAAAUAAUGAGACGUCUUGCUUGAGGAAUAAGUCUAAUGCUGAAGCAGUUGAUAUUGAUGAGACUCUUCCAUUUGAUAUAACAGAUAUUGAGAAUGCUGUCAUCUAUGAUGGUACACCAGAUAAAUCUAUUGUACAGAAAAUGUCAAGUUUGAGACUGGAGAAAGAGGACUUAGAGGAGGAAGAAGCAGAGGAAGAAAGUAGAGAAGAAGCAGAAAAUGAAGCCACUGAAAAUGAAGAAGAAGCGUGUUUACAGAAGCAAGAGCAGGAGAGAGCAGUAUUGUCAUCAUUAACAAAUGAACAAUUAAAGCAAAAGCUUGAAUCGUUAGGUGAAGAGCCUGGCCCUAUAACAAGUGCAACAAGAAAUGCUUACAUUUCUUAUUUGCAAAAGAUACUGGAUGGGACACAACCAGCUGGCAACAAAGGAUACAAAGGCUUUAAGUAUGAGCUUGCUCUGUGUCUUAAUGGCACUAUUGAUAUGCCAUGCCUUCAAAAAGAUGAGAAGACUGUAUUUGCUGAAUUCAGAGCUCCAAGUCAAUCAAAAACAUAUUUCAAUUACAUGCUAUUAGACCCUGUAAUGCUUUCAUCAUCAACUGCUAGCAUUCAGUUCAAUGAGUUUGUAGAAUCAAUAUUCUACAUUGGUAAAGGGAAGAAUGCACGCUCAAUGCAGCACUUAAAAGAUGCAAAACAACUCAAAACUAAAACUGCAGUAAGCUAA
Amphimedon queenslandica is the source of this 1416-nucleotide messenger RNA. RefSeq names its product ankyrin repeat and LEM domain-containing protein 1-like. The record is from RefSeq and is a predicted model, not a curated record. Lineage: Eukaryota; Metazoa; Porifera; Demospongiae; Haplosclerida; Niphatidae. The transcript has 3 exons. Gene Ontology annotation, biological process: proteolysis; double-strand break repair via homologous recombination; resolution of meiotic recombination intermediates. Bases 79 to 1416 code for a protein of 445 amino acids. Gene Ontology annotation, cellular component: nucleoplasm; cytoplasm. Gene Ontology annotation, molecular function: DNA endonuclease activity; aspartic-type endopeptidase activity; protein binding.